AUUGUCACUGUUUGUUUCAGCUGAGAUAAUAGAAAUCACUGUCUGAAACCAAACCAUGAUCUCAUUCUCUCUCUUCGAUUUUCCCUGAAAUUCUGUAUAUCGUCAUGAAGAAGAAUACACGGUUAGGGUUUUCUCCAUUGUCUCUAUUCUAGCCAUCUCUAUCUCUUUCAUCAUCAUCAUCAAUCAUCAUCCUCACUUUCCCUCAAAAACUGAGCUUCUUCUUCAAGCUCCAAACUCUCUUUCAUUUCCCUGGAAUCUGGUUUAGGAAAGGAAAAAAGUUACUGGGUUGCUUCCAAGUUUGAGCCUUUUGAAACAACCACAUUGGUUCUCGUUUCAUGGAUAUUUCAUUUCAUAAUGGGCUAUUGCCCAGAGAAAAAGAGAAACCCAUCAAUUGAGGACUCAACUUCAGCUUCAAGUUCAAGUGGGGUUUUUGUUGAAGAAAGAAGAAGAAGAUAAAGGACAAGUUCCGGUUUCUGUGGGAAGAUAAACCAGCAGUUUCAGCAGGUGGUUUUUGUUGAGAUAAACGAGAUUUUCAAAGGGUAGUUUCCGUUUCGGUUUUGUGAUCUGAGUUUACUUACAAGCUUAGCUUAGCUGGUUUUGUACUAUCAUAUCAAUAGUAACGGAGGUUGGUUACACACUUUCUUUCUUUCCUUCUUUUCUUUUUCUGUCUGUACUAUAAACAAACCGACCCCAUUUGGGUCCAGUCCAAUCUAGGCAAGAGUUAUAAGAAUCUCGUGCUUGUGUCUUGCUUUAUUUUCAUUUGGGGUGGUGUUGUUGUUACUUGAUAGUUACUAUUAUAUGCUAACAAGUGCAUUCAAGAACAAGUGAGAAGAAGAAGAACAUACAUACAUGGCUAUGACUUUUGUUCAAGAUAGGGAAAGCAGCAUUGACAGGCACCUUGAUUCUUCUGGGAAAUAUGUGCGGUACACCGCGGAGCAGGUGGAAGCUUUGGAACGGGUUUAUACUGAGUGUCCAAAGCCUAGUUCUUUGAGGAGGCAGCAGCUGAUCCGUGAAUGCCCGGUUCUCGCGAAUGUUGAACCGAAGCAGAUCAAAGUUUGGUUUCAGAAUCGCAGGUGUAGAGAGAAGCAGAGAAAAGAGGCUUCUAGGCUUCAGGCUGUGAACCGGAAGCUGAAUGCAAUGAACAAAUUGUUGAUGGAGGAGAAUGAUCGGUUGCAGAAACAGGUGUCACAGUUGGUGUGUGAGAAUGGGUUUAUGCGCCAGCAAUUGCAAGCUCCGUCAGCAGCUGGAACUACUGAUGGCAAUGGUGAUUCGGUGGCUACUACUUCUCGGAAUUCUAUGAGAGAUGCUAAUAGUCCUGCUGGAUUCCUAUCAAUUGCAGAGGAGACCUUAGCAGAGUUCCUUUCAAAGGCUACAGGAACUGCUGUGGAUUGGGUCCAGUUGCCCGGGAUGAAGCCUGGUCCGGAUUCGGUUGGGAUCUUUACCAUUUCACAAAGUUGCAGUGGCGUGGCUGCUCGAGCGUGUGGUUUGGUUAGUUUAGAACCUAAUAAGGUUGCAGAGAUUCUAAAAGAUCGUCUGUCUUGGUUUCGAGAUUGUCGGAGUCUUGAAGUUUUCACAAUGUUCCCAGCUGGAAAUGGAGGGACAAUUGAGCUUGUUUACACUCAGACAUAUGCUCCUAUGACAUUGUCUCCUGCCCGGGAUUUCUGGACUCUAAGAUACACUACAACUUUGGAAAAUGGCAGUCUUGUGGUUUGUGAGAGGUCACUCUCCGGUUCUGGUGCCGGACCAAAUGCUGCUGCUGCCCAUCAGUUUGUGAGGGCUGAAAUGCUGCCUAGUGGCUACUUGAUUCGACCGUGUGAAGGUGGAGGAUCGAUCAUUCACAUUGUAGACCACCUAAACCUACAGGCAUGGAGUGUACCGGAAGUGCUGCGACCACUUUAUGAAUCAUCAAAAGUGGUAGCUCAGAGAAUGACAAUUGCAGCACUUCGCUAUGUCAGGCAAAUAGCUCAAGAAACAAGUGGUGAAGUGGUGUAUGGGUUAGGUAGGCAACCUGCUGUUCUGAGAACUUUUAGCCAAAGGUUGAGCAGGGGCUUCAAUGACGCUGUCAAUGGGUUCAAUGAUGAUGGCUGGUCUGUUCUAAACUGUGAUGGUGCUGAGGAUGUUAUUAUUUCGGUUAAUUCAACGAAGAAUUUAAGUGGCACGUCUAAUCCAGCAAGUUCCCUCACAUUUGCUGGAGGAGUUCUCUGUGCAAAAGCUUCUAUGUUACUUCAAAACAUCCCUCCUGCUGUCUUAGUACGCUUUCUGAGGGAACAUCGCUCGGAAUGGGCUGAUUUUAAUGUGGAUGCCUACUCUGCUGCAUCACUUAAAGCUGGCUCGUAUGCCUAUCCAGGAAUGAGGCCUAUGAGGUUCACAGGCAAUCAAAUAAUCAUGCCUCUUGGGCAUACAAUUGAACAUGAAGAGAUGCUUGAAGUUAUCCGGCUUGAAGGUCACUCUCUCGCUCAAGAAGAUGCUUUUGCUUCCAGGGACGUUCAUCUCUUACAGUUAUGUAGUGGAAUUGAUGAGGAUGCUGUGGGAGCUUGCUGUGAGCUCAUAUUUGCUCCAAUUGAUGAAAUGUUCCCAGACGAUGCUCCGUUGGUUCCUUCGGGUUUCCGCAUUAUCCCAUUAGAUUCAAAACCAGGUGAUAAAAAGGACACAAUGACAACAAAUAAAACCUUGAAUUUGACAUCUGGCCUUGAAGUAGGCGCAUCAACAAAUCAUACUGCUGGAGAUGCCUCAUCAUGUCAUAACAAUCGAUCAGUGUUGACUAUUGCCUUCCAGUUUCCUUUUGAGAGCAGCCUACAGGAUAAUGUUGCGGUCAUGGCACGUCAGUAUGUCCGGAGCGUGAUUUCCUCCGUGCAGACGGUUUCCAUGGCUAUAUCUCCAUCUGGCACAAACCCAGCUGCUGGAGCAAAACUCUCUGUUGGCUCUCCAGAAGCUUUGACGCUAGCUCGUUGGGUCUGCCAGAGUUAUAGUUAUUAUUUGGGGACUGGACUGCUGAGAUCUGAUUCUCUUGUGGGUGAUUUGGUACUGAAACAUUUGUGGCAUCAUCAGGAUGCCAUUUUGUGCUGUUCUUUGAAGUCAGUGCCCAUGUUCAUAUUUGCAAAUCAGGCUGGGCUUGACAUGUUGGAAACAACUCUUGUGGCUUUACAAGACAUCACUUUGGAUAAAAUAUUUGAUGAGUCUGGCCGCAAGGCAUUGUUUGCAGAUUUCGCCAAGUUAAUGCAGCAGGGAUUUGCUUAUCUGCCAGCUGGGAUCUGUAUGUCCACAAUGGGGCGGCAUGUUUCAUAUGAGCAAGUCAUCGCCUGGAAAGUGCUUGCUGAAGAAGAUAACAGUGUUCAUUGCUUAGCUUUCUCUUUCAUAAAUUGGUCAUUUGUAUGAAAAAUCUAAUUUCUGUAUUUAUAGCCCAGCUUUUUCCCGCUUGAAUGUAAGAGUGUAUAAAGCAAAUUGAGAAAAUUUUGAGAGGGAAAAAGAAAUCAGAAUUUUUGUUCAUCUACAUCAUAUGGUCAUGUUUGCAUCAUUCAAUUUAAUUGAUUUCUUGGCUGGUGCAGACACCAAAUUGAUUUAAUCUUGUAAA
This is a messenger RNA of Lotus japonicus, 3571 nucleotides long. Its product is annotated as homeobox-leucine zipper protein REVOLUTA-like. Lineage: Eukaryota; Viridiplantae; Streptophyta; Magnoliopsida; Fabales; Fabaceae. The record is from RefSeq and is a predicted model, not a curated record. Gene Ontology annotation, molecular function: DNA-binding transcription factor activity; DNA binding; lipid binding. Bases 850 to 3375 code for a protein of 841 amino acids. The transcript is spliced from 18 exons.